AUGCCCGCCUUUCGCACAGGACAGCGAGUCAAUUACAAGCCCGUCGGCGGAAGAGAAUCCCACACCAGCGAGAGUGUGGGUACAAUCCGAGAUGUGAGUACCUCCAAUACGACCAUGACAGGUCGACAGGUUGAGGCUACGCCCCAAGAGCCCCGUUAUGAGAUUGAGAAUGAGCGGACUCAGAAGAGAUCGGCCGUGAAGGAAUCGAAUAUCUUGGGUCCGGCAGAGUAA
Molecule: messenger RNA, 231 nt
Organism: Penicillium subrubescens
Lineage: Eukaryota; Fungi; Ascomycota; Eurotiomycetes; Eurotiales; Aspergillaceae
Product: hypervirulence associated TUDOR domain-containing protein
Exons: 3
Coding region: 1-231 (76 amino acids)
Source: RefSeq, a predicted model, not a curated record